Molecule: messenger RNA, 1704 nt
Organism: Schistosoma turkestanicum
Lineage: Eukaryota; Metazoa; Platyhelminthes; Trematoda; Strigeidida; Schistosomatidae
Source: the annotation of a GenBank genome assembly
AUGAAUUUCUCAAAUUCUAAUGGACUUUUAAAUGAUGUGAUACUAUCACAAUAUUUUAUUCACCCUAAUCAAACUAUAGGGAACGAUACAUUAUUUUCAAAUCAUAAUAAUCAUUUAAAAAAUGAUAUCAAACGAGUCACAUUGAAAAUUGAUAUAUCACAUACAAAUCAUAGUUAUAUAAUUGGUCGUUAUGGCUGGAAUAUUAAAAAGAUUAUGAUGAAUACUCAGUGUCAUAUACAUUUUCCAGAUUCAAAUCGUAAUAGUUCAAUCUUUAAAAAAAGUAAUCAAGUUUCAAUAACUGGUCAGUUGAAGAAUGUAGAGAGAGCUAGAAGAAUAAUUCGAGAUAUUCUUCCGGUUACAUUUACAUUUGAAAUACCUUAUUUAAAUAAUGAAAGUUUAAUUUCAAAUCAGAAUUCACAAACCAUUCGACAACUUCAAAAUGACUUUGAUGUGGAAAUCACAUUUCGUAAUCAUUACACGUUAACAUAUUAUCGUAAAACAACUGUUAGUGUUAAAGGAUUAACAAUCAAUGUAAAAAAAACAAAAAAUGUUGUACGAUCAUUAAUUAAGCAAUACUUUGUUCGAAAUACUGAUAUUAUUCCAGUUAACACGUAUAUUAACAUGGAUGCAAAACAUUCUUCUCUGUUACACAAUAAAAUUUCAUCAGAUAAUUUAAUAAAAUUAGUUCAUGAAACAACUGGUGCAAAUGUUAAUUUCUCUCCUUCUACUUCCUCCAUCACGAAUUCCACCCCUUCACCGUCAUCAUUAUUACCAACAUUUUCAACUGAUAACCAAGUAAAUUGUAUGAAUUACUUUUCAAGCUCUUCAAAUCAAACUCAAGAUUCAAACAACCAUUACUUAAGUCAGUCUUUUCAGAAUAAAUUAAAUCUUAUUCACAUAUAUGGUGAUGUAGAUAAUGUGUUUUUAGCAAGACAGUUGAUAAUGAAUUUAUUACCUGUUGUAUUAAUAUUCGAUGUGAGUAUACUACAAGGUGAAUGGCUUGGAAGUUUCAAUUUUUCUAAUUUAUGUCAGUAUUAUGAAGUGAAUAUAAUCAUUCGGAAUAAACCAAAAGAUUUACUGAAGUCUGUUGUUAUUAGAACGAACGAGAAAAAUAUUCGUUCACUUUAUAUUAUGUGGGAAUUAAUACAAGAUUUACUUUCACAAUUUACAAGAAACACCAUCUAUGAAAUUGAUAGUCCUAGUUGCUUAAACUCAUCGAAUUACCAAAUUCAAAUUCAAAGGCCAUGGCUGGAGGAUAUUUAUAAACCAGAAAUUCCAUCUUUUUUGGAUAAAGACAAAAUAUUGAUUAAAAAAGAAGGUAAUAAAGAAAACAGUGAAGAACAAAUAAGAUUCAAUUAUACAACAUCAUGUUUAACAAGUCUUUCAUUAAGCGCACCUUCAUCAACAACAAUAACAACAUCAUCAUUAUCGUAUUAUGAGCCAUCAGGGAGAGUGAAUUUAUUCAAUAAUAAUUUUUUGCAUUUAAUAAAUUACAAAUCAUUUGAACAGGAUUUGUGGAAUCUAUGUGAACAUUUCAAAGAUAUACUUCAUAAGCAUGAAAAUUCCACUAUGAUGGAUGAUGUACAAGUGACACAAGAGGAAAAUGUGGUAACGAAUCAUAACACUUUCGAGGAUCUUGAAGCUAUUCAACUUAACUCAAACAAACCGUCGCCAUUCUUUCAUGAAAAAAUACCUCAUCUUUAA